This is a messenger RNA of Molossus molossus (Pallas's mastiff bat), 1400 nucleotides long. RefSeq names its product corticotropin releasing hormone receptor 1 (gene CRHR1). The record is from RefSeq and is a predicted model, not a curated record. Gene Ontology annotation, molecular function: G protein-coupled peptide receptor activity; corticotrophin-releasing factor receptor activity; corticotropin-releasing hormone receptor activity. Gene Ontology annotation, biological process: adenylate cyclase-activating G protein-coupled receptor signaling pathway; cell surface receptor signaling pathway. Gene Ontology annotation, cellular component: plasma membrane; neuron projection. The transcript is spliced from 13 exons. Bases 120 to 1367 code for a protein of 415 amino acids. Lineage: Eukaryota; Metazoa; Chordata; Mammalia; Chiroptera; Molossidae.
AGCGACAGAGGAGCCCGGCCGCUCACUGCGCCCGCCCGCCCGAGCCCGCACCGCCGCCCGCUCCUCUGGGAUGUCCGGAGGACCCAGGCGUCCUGGACGGUGACCGAGCGAGCCCGAGGAUGAGACGGCGUCCGCAGCUCCUGCUCGUCAAGGCCCUUCUCCUCCUGGGGCUGAACCCCAUCUCUGCCUUCCUCCAGAACCAGCACUGUGACAGCCAGUCCCCAGCCAACAACAUCUCUGGACUGCAGUGCAAUGCAUCCGUGGACCUCAUUGGCACCUGCUGGCCCCAGAGCCCCGCAGGGCAGCUGGUGGUUCGACCCUGUCCCGCCUAUUUCUACGGUGUCCGCUACAACACCACAAACAACGGCUACCGGCAGUGCCUGGCCAACGGCAGCUGGGCCGCCCGCGUGAACUACUCGGAGUGCCAGGAAAUCCUCAGCGAGGAGAAGAAGAACAAGGUGCACUACCAUGUUGCUGUCAUCAUCAACUACCUGGGCCACUGUGUCUCCCUGGUGGCCCUCCUGGUGGCCUUUGUCCUUUUUUUGCGGCUCAGGAGCAUCCGGUGCCUCAGAAACAUCAUCCACUGGAACCUCAUCUCGGCCUUCAUCCUGCGCAAUGCCACGUGGUUCGUGGUCCAGCUCACCAUGAGCCCCGAAGUCCACCAGAGCAACGUGGGCUGGUGCAGGUUGGUGACAGCCGCCUACAACUACUUCCAUGUGACCAACUUCUUCUGGAUGUUUGGGGAGGGCUGCUACCUGCACACGGCCAUCGUGCUCACGUACUCCACUGACCGGCUGCGCAAGUGGAUGUUCAUCUGCAUUGGCUGGGGUGUGCCUUUCCCCAUCAUCGUGGCCUGGGCCAUUGGCAAGCUGUACUACGACAAUGAGAAGUGCUGGUUUGGCAAAAGGCCUGGGGUUUACACCGACUACAUCUACCAGGGCCCCAUGAUCCUGGUCCUGCUGAUCAACUUUAUCUUCCUUUUCAACAUCGUCCGCAUCCUCAUGACCAAACUUCGAGCAUCCACCACAUCUGAGACCAUUCAGUACAGGAAAGCUGUGAAGGCCACUCUGGUGCUGCUGCCCCUCCUGGGCAUCACGUACAUGCUGUUCUUCGUGAACCCUGGAGAGGAUGAGGUCUCCCGGGUCGUCUUCAUCUACUUCAACUCCUUCCUCGAGUCCUUCCAGGGUUUCUUCGUGUCUGUGUUCUACUGUUUCCUCAACAGCGAGGUCCGCUCUGCCAUCCGCAAGAGGUGGCACCGAUGGCAGGACAAGCACUCGAUCCGUGCCCGGGUGGCCCGCGCCAUGUCCAUCCCCACCUCCCCAACCCGUGUCAGCUUUCACAGCAUCAAGCAGUCCACAGGGGUCUGAGCUGGAAGGCCGUGGAGCAGCCCCUGCAUCUGU